UCAACUGGUUGUUCAAGAUCAUUCUGUUUUCAGGAGAAAGAAGUGGCGCUAUAUGAUUCUUGAUGAAGCGCAUAACAUCAAGAAUUUCCGCUCUCAGAGAUGGAAGGCGUUGUUGAACUUCAACACCGAAAACCGCUUACUUUUAACGGGUACACCUCUGCAGAACAACAUCAUGGAAUUGUGGUCUCUGCUGUACUUUUUGAUGCCCUCUUCAAAGGCCGACCAGAUGAUGCCAGAUGGCUUUGCAAACUUAAUGGAUUUCCAACAGUGGUUCGGACGCCCGGUGGACAAAAUCAUACAAGGAGGAGGAUAUGGUGGCGGACAGGAAGACCACGAGACAAAGGAGACUGUCAACAAGCUGCAUCAGGUUCUGCGUCCAUACCUGCUGAGAAGAUUGAAGCAGGACGUUGAAAAACAGAUGCCCGCUAAAUAUGAGCACAUUGUCUACUGUCGUCUGUCCAAAAGACAGAGAUUGCUCUAUGACGACUUUAUGAGUCGGGCUCAAACGAGAGAGACGCUGGCGAGUGGGAACUUCCUGAGUAUUAUCAACUGUCUGAUGCAGUUGCGGAAAGUUUGCAACCAUCCGGAUCUGUUUGAGGUUAGACCUAUUUUGACCAGUUUGGCAAUGGAGAAAAACGUGGCCAGUAGUUUUGAUCUGAACGACCUGGUUAUUCGGAAGCGUUUGAGAAAAUCCCAAAGGCCCAGUGUGGAUCUUAAUUUUUUGAAUUUGACUCCUGCAGAAGACUUCACAUGGAACUCUUUUAAUGUUGAAAGCUUGAAAAAAGUGUCUGCUUCGCGCCAGUUCAGCGAGGAAAUCCAGAAAUUGGAGGCCAACCUGAAGCCAGUUGAAGCCAAGUUCGAGAGCCUAACCCAGUACUAUGAGCACCUGAAAUACAAGGAGCAGGCAGAACUGAUUGACCUGUUCAAACAGAGGCUUUACGUGAACAACUUCAACUGCGAAAAAAGUCCUAUCUACUCCUCCAAUCUUCUUGAUUUGGUGAGGUUCAGUAGAUACUCAAAGGAACAUUUCAACCAGCUGGAGGAAUUAAAGCUUGUUCAGUCUGUAAGCACACGAGCCGAGACCAUGAGUGACACAAUCGAGAAAUAUGCUUUUGUCACGCCUAAAGUCGUUACACAGAACACACUGGACUUGGAGAUCCCAGAGCCUAUCCAGAACGAAAUAAGACAGUCGAAACUUGAUAAUCCUUUCCACCAGGCUCAAAUCAAGCUUUCCAUCACGUUCCCGGACAAGUCUCUGCUUCAGUACGACUGUGGCAAAUUGCAAAAGCUCGCUAGUCUCUUGCAAGAUCUGAUUCCAAAAGGUCACAGAGUGCUGAUCUUCACACAGAUGACAAAAGUGCUGGACAUUCUGGAAAAAUUCAUGAACUACAAUGGCUACAAGUAUAUGAGACUGGAUGGCGCGACCAAGAUAGAAGACAGACAGUUGUUGACAGAACGUUUCAACAAGGACCCGAAAAUCAAAUGUUUCAUUCUGAGUACCCGUUCUGGAGGUUUGGGAAUUAAUCUGACUGGCGCAGACACCGUCAUCUUUUACGACUCGGACUGGAACCCUGCCAUGGAUAAACAGUGUCAGGACCGGUGUCACAGAAUUGGACAAACGAGAGAUGUGCACAUCUACCGAUUUGUCUCGGAGUACACGAUUGAGUCAAACAUUUUGAAGAAAGCGAACCAGAAACGUCAGCUCGACAACGUUGUCAUUCAAGAAGGAGAUUUCACGACCGAUUACUUCAGCAAGAUCACAGUGAAAGAUCUUUUCGGAGAAGGCUCCGAGGAUUCUCCGGGCGAUGCAAAGCCGCUGAUAGCAAACGACCAGGGAAAGUCGGAGAACGAGCUUGCCAAGGUUUUGGAGCAGGCUGAGGACGCAGAGGACGCACAAGCCGCCGAAGUGGCAAUGAAGGAGGUGAAUCUGGAUAAUAACGAUUUUACUGAGGACCAGAAUGUUCUAGCAAGCACAAAGAGUCCGAGCGUUGUUGGCCAGACACGACAAAACUCUGCCGAGCCUGACGACUUUGUGAAACGAAUUGAGUCCAAAGAGGAUGAAGAGGAGGAAGAAGACGACGGUAUUGGUCACAUUGACGAGUACAUGAUCCGGUUUAUUGCUGGAGGCUUCUAUUUCGAUUAACUGUAUAUUAUGUAAUAUUAGAUGAGCCGCAUGAUGUCAUAUGCGCCG
This is a messenger RNA of Ogataea polymorpha, 2191 nucleotides long. RefSeq lists its product as uncharacterized. The transcript has a single exon. Lineage: Eukaryota; Fungi; Ascomycota; Pichiomycetes; Pichiales; Pichiaceae. Gene Ontology annotation, molecular function: histone binding; ATP hydrolysis activity; ATP-dependent chromatin remodeler activity. The coding region runs from base 53 to 2143 and encodes 696 amino acids. The record is from RefSeq and is a predicted model, not a curated record. Gene Ontology annotation, cellular component: Swr1 complex.